AUGGGCCAACGGGAGUCUACAGCACAGGCCUUGGACAUCCUUUCAGCCAUGGCAGCGGAAUGCAUUCAGGGCAUUCAGGUCAUGCAGGGCACUCAGGCAACAGCAGUGGUUGCAGCGGUGGCGCUGGUCUGUGCCUGGCACCUGGAGCAGGAGUGGGCACUUUGGGGGGAGGCUCUGGAUGCAGCGGAGGCUCAGCAGCGCGUGAGAAGCACGUCUCGGCGGGCACUGGUGGCUCAGAGGAGUGGCCUUUCACCGGGAGGAAUGUCCGAGCGCUGCGGGAGGAGGAGGAAGAGAAGGUGUGGGCGCAGGGCGCCCUUCCUGUGA
Molecule: messenger RNA, 324 nt
Organism: Effrenium voratum
Lineage: Eukaryota; Dinophyceae; Suessiales; Symbiodiniaceae
Source: the annotation of a GenBank genome assembly